Pistacia vera is the source of this 3028-nucleotide messenger RNA. RefSeq names its product transcriptional corepressor LEUNIG_HOMOLOG. The coding region runs from base 224 to 2581 and encodes 785 amino acids. NCBI's taxonomy places the organism in Eukaryota, Viridiplantae, Streptophyta, Magnoliopsida, Sapindales, Anacardiaceae. The record is from RefSeq and is a predicted model, not a curated record. The transcript is spliced from 19 exons. Gene Ontology annotation, molecular function: transcription corepressor activity; protein binding.
CCGAACCAAACUUGAGAACUCGUUCAAACUCUCUCCUUUUCUGUGCUGUUUAGCUUCCGGCUGUUACUCAGCUCAUAGUUGAAUUACUCUCCAGCUCGAAUUUUUAUUUUUUUCUCUUCUUGGAUCACAUAUCGUCUAGUUUCGAGCAAUGCUCGAUCAGCUGAGAUCGUUGUUGACGAAAGCUUAAGAUUUGGAGUUAUUUUUGUUUGGUUGGACUGAAAGGAUGGCGCAGCAAAGCAGUAAUUGGGAAGCGGACAAGAUGCUUGAUGUGUACAUUUAUGAUUACUUGGUGAAGAAAAAAUUGCAUUCUACUGCAAAGUCCUUCAUGACUGAAGGGAAAGUUGCCCCGGAUCCAGUAGCAAUUGAUGCUCCUGGAGGGUUUCUUUUUGAAUGGUGGUCUGUUUUCUGGGACAUAUUUAUCGCCAGGACAAACGAGAAGCAUUCUGAGGCUGCUGCCUCAUAUAUAGAGGCACAACAAGUCAAAGCAAAAGAGCAGCAACAGAUGCAAAUGCAGCAGUUGCAAUUAAUGCGUCAAGAUCAGAUGCAACAAAGGAAUCCAAAUCAUCCUUCUCUUGGUGGGCCGGUAAGUGCUGUAAAUUCUGAAGGAAUGGUAGGGCAGUCAAAUGCUAGUGCGUUGGCUGCAAAAAUGUAUGAAGAACGUAUGAAACACACAAAUUCAAUGGGAAAUUCAGUUGGUUCGGAGACAUCCCAACCACUUCUUGAUGCUAGAAUGGCCCUUCUGAAAUCAGCUACAAAUCAUCCUAGUCAGCUGGUUCCAGGAAAUCAUGGAAGUGUGACUGCAGCACUGCAGCAAAUUCAGGCACGAUCUCAACAGACCCCUGACAUCAAAGGUGAAAUGAACCUGGGUGCCUCUCAAAGAUCUAUGCCUAUGGAUCCUUCUUCGCUUUAUGGUCAGGGAAUCAUGCAAUCAAAACCUGGAUUAGGAAACACAGGAUUGAAUCCUGGAGUUGGUGGUCUUCCAUUGAAGGGGUGGCCGUUAACUGGCAUUGACCAAAUUCGGCCAAAUCUAGGUGCACAAGUUCAGAAACCUUUCCUACCAGGUGGAAAUCAGUUUCAGCUUUUACCACAGCAGCAACAGCAGCUUCUAGCACAGGCCCAGGCACAAGGCAAUCUUGGUAAUUCAAUUUAUGGAGAUAUGGGAAGGUUUGGGGGAUUACCUAGAGGCAGUUUAAAUGCAAAAGAUGGCCAACCAAUAGCAAACGAUGGAUCUAUAGGUUCGCCAAUGCAAUCAACUUCAUCAAAACAGAUGAAUUUGCCACAGAUACAACAGUCUUCCUCUCAACAACAAGAUCCCUUGCAAACACAAGCAGCUCAGCAGAACAACAGAAAAAGGAAAGGGCCGUCUUCUUCUGGAGCUGCUAACAGUACAUGUACGGGAAACACAGUUGGGCCUUCUCCAAACUCUCAACCUUCAACUCCAUCAACUCAUACCCCUGGUGAUGGAGUUGCUAUAUCAGGCAAUUUGCAGCAUGUCAGUAACAUGCCAAAAGGUUUAAUGAUGUAUGGUUCUGAUGGAGCAGGUGGUCAUGCAUCAUCUACGAACCAGCUGGAAGAUAUGGAACAUUUUGGAGACAUUGGCUCCUUAGAUGAUAAUGUGGAAUCUUUUCUCUCACAUGAUGAUGGAGAUGGAAGGGAUUUGUUUGGUACAUUGAAGCGGAACCCUUCUGAACAAGCAGCUGAAACUUCCAAGGGUUUCUCCUUCAAUGAAGUUAGCUCAAUACGUAAAAGUAGUAGCAAAGUUACAUGUUGUCAUUUCUCUUCAGAUGGAAAGUUAUUGGCCAGUGCCGGGCAUGACAAAAAGGUUGUUCUUUGGAACAUGGAGACUCUUCAAAGUGAAUGCACUCCAGAUGAACACAAUCAUAUAAUUACUGAUGUUCGCUUCAGACCAAAUUCCACUCAGCUGGCAACAUCAUCAUUCGAUAAAACAGUGCGACUCUGGGAUGCUGCCAAACCAAGCUAUUCCUUGCAGACUUAUGCGGGGCAUAACUCGCAUGUGAUGUCCCUUGACUUCCACCCGAAGAAGAAUGAUCUUUUCUGCUCUUGUGAUGGUAACAGUGAGAUUCGCUUCUGGAAUAUCAAUCAGUAUUCUUGUGCUCGUAUUUCCAAGGGAGGUACUGUGCAAGUGAGAUUUCAGCCAAGGCUAGGACACCUAUUGGCUGCAGCAUCAGAAAAUACUGUGUCUGUCUUUGAUGUUGAAAAUGACAGACUGACUCACUCGUUAAAGGGACACACCACUGAGGUACAUUCUAUUUGUUGGGACACAAAUGGAGAUUAUUUGGCAUCUGUCAGUCAAGAGUCUGUUAGAGUGUGGUCAUUGGCCUCGGGAGACUGCAUUCAUGAGCUUAGUGGCAACAACUAUCAUUCCUGUGUUUUUCAUCCAACCUAUUCAACUCUCAUGGUCAUUGGAGGCUACCAGUCAUUGGAAUUAUGGAAUAUGACCGAGAAUAAGUGUAUGACAAUUGCGGCACAUGAUUGUGUGAUAUCAGCCCUAUCGCAGUCGCCGCUAACCGGGAUGGUUGCCUCUGCCAGUCAUGACAAAUCCGUUAAGAUCUGGAAAUAAAUUGGCAGCCACUCGGUUAUGCUAGCUCAAAUCCUGCAGUAUGAAGCUCGCUGACCCUUUUAACUCUCGAAAUGCUGCAAAAGUAUGAACAUGAAUGAGAAAAAAUACAAAUUGUUACUGUAUUUGAUAUCAUUGCAUGCAAAUCUUUUCGUGGUGUUGAUGGUUUGUCUUUGCAGUUUUUGAGUGAGAAAGAUAUCCAUACACAAAGUAUAUUGUAUGAAUGACUCAUGUUUAGCCAGGUUGUUGUGUCCUGGUCAUUGUGACAGAAACUUUUAUAAUUUAUUUGGAGAAUAACUGUUGAGACCUUCCUUUUUUUUUUUUUUUUUUUUUCCUUUUUCUGUGUAGAUGCAGUAGCAAUCAUGACUUUGUAAUGUGAAUCACAUGUUUGUACUAUUUAAUAAGAGACUUAUAUUAUUGAAUGGUGAAUUUAUGCAAGAUGACUUUGUC